UUCUAUCUCAGUUUCAGUUGCAGCUAGCUCCUUCCCUAACCGGCCAACCCCUUCCUUCCGUCGUUCUCUUCUCUCCAACAGCGGCUGCCCAACAUGGGACGUGUUCGCACCAAAACAGUGAAGAAAUCCUCUCGACAAGUAAUCGAGAGGUACUACUCCCGAAUGACCCUUGAUUUCCACACCAACAAGAAGGUCUUAGAAGAAGUCGCCAUCAUCCCUUCGAAGCGUCUCCGCAACAAGAUCGCUGGGUUUUCUACCCAUCUCAUGAAGCGAAUCCAAAGAGGCCCGGUUCGUGGAAUCUCUCUGAAGCUCCAGGAAGAAGAACGCGAACGUCGCAUGGAUUUCGUACCCGAUGAGUCCGCCAUUAAGACUGAUGCCAUUGAGGUCGACAAGGAGACCAUAGAGAUGCUAACUGCUCUUGGUAUGGCUGACCUUCCUGGCGUCAUCAAACAAGCCGAUUCAACUACUGCUCCUCAAACCGGUUACGGUAGGGGUGGUGGCUACGGAGGUGGGCCUGCACGGAAGUAUUGAUUCGUACCUAUUGUUUAAUGUUU
This is a messenger RNA of Telopea speciosissima, 554 nucleotides long. RefSeq names its product 40S ribosomal protein S17-like. Gene Ontology annotation, molecular function: structural constituent of ribosome. Gene Ontology annotation, biological process: translation. The coding region runs from base 94 to 531 and encodes 145 amino acids. The transcript is spliced from 3 exons. NCBI's taxonomy places the organism in Eukaryota, Viridiplantae, Streptophyta, Magnoliopsida, Proteales, Proteaceae. The record is from RefSeq and is a predicted model, not a curated record. Gene Ontology annotation, cellular component: ribosome.